AUGCCGGCUCCUCUUCCACACCAUAGACACACGGGAAACCCCCUCGUGUCUGCAGGAUCAGAAGACCGCGCGGAUAUCAUCUCCUCCCCGCGCGUCCAGCUCUCCCACGGCGAUGAGGACGCCAUUGCUUCCAUCCACCGCACCCUGACUGAGGCGCCCGAACAUGCCGCCUAUGCAGAACCUCACUCCUCCUUUGACAAGUUCCUCGUAGACGAGCUCCGCGCGGGGAAGAAGCGCUCCAACCUGGGCGUAUGCUUCCGCUCACUUUCUACCUGGGGCGAAGGCAACGACCAUGCAGACGUCAAGACGCUGGGAACCGCCCUCUGGCGCACGCUCACCUUCCAGGACAUCUACGAAUGGACCAUCAAGCCCUGGGCGUCCAAGAAGGAACCGCAGAGCGGGCGGCCGCUCAUUCGCGAUUUUUCCGGCGUCGUACGAAGCGGCGAGAUCAUGCUUGUGCUCGGCCGCCCCGGCGCCGGCUGCUCGACCUUCCUGCGCACCAUCGCAGGCCACCACUCGUCCUUCCUCGGCGUGACCGGCUCCAUCGACUACUCCGGGCUGAGCCUGGACGAAGUCAAGAAGCACUACCGCGGGCAGGUGGCCUACGUGCCCGAGGACGACGUGCACUUCCCCACGCUCAACGUGCGCCAGACGCUCGAGUUCGCCCUGCAGAGCAAAACCCCCAAGCGCUACCAGGAGCGCAUCCCGCGCUACCUCGAGAUCUACGGCCGCGUGUUCGGCAUGUCGCACACCAUGGACACGCUCGUCGGCAACGAGUACAUCCGCGGCGUGUCCGGCGGCGAGCGCAAGCGCAUCUCCAUCAUCGAGUCGCUCGCCACCGACUCGUCCGUCAUGUGCUGGGACAAUUCGACCCGCGGGCUCGACGCCUCGUCCGCCGUCGACUACGCCCGCAGUCUGCGCAUCAUGACCGACACCUGCGGCAAGGCUACUCUCAUGACGCUGUACCAGGCGUCAGAUGCGAUCUACGACCUUGUCGACAAGGUCCUUCUCAUUGACGAGGGGCGCAUGCUCUACCAGGGCCCGGCGAGCGCGGCCAAGGCGUACUUCGAGGAUCUGGGAUACGAAUGCGCCGACAUGCAGACUGUCUCGGACUUCCUGACUAGCAUCACUGUCCCUGAGCGCCGCCGGUUCAAGCCCGGCUGGGAACACCGCGCCCCUAAAGGCCCCGUCGAGCUGGAGCAGGCCUUCCGCCAGAGCAUCGCCUACGAGAACAUCACGCGCAGCAUGGACGAUUACGAAAACCAGCAGCUGGGCAGCCGGCCCGGCACGCUGGGGACCGGCUCGGUAAAUUCUAGCUUGGAGAACUUCAAACAAGCUAUCAAAGAAGACAAGUCGCGCUUUGCGCGCGCCAGCUCGCCAUACACUAUCUCCCUCUUCCGCCAGGUCGUGCUGGCCACGCAGCGGCAGGUGUGGCAGAUCCGCGGCCACAUGAGCCCGCUAUACAUCAAGCUCAUCUCGUGCGUGAUCUACGGCCUGCUGAUCGGGUCCAUGUUCUACAACCAGCCGCAGACGACCGACGGGAUGUACUCGCGCGGUGGUGUGUUGUUCUACUCGUCUAUUUUGCUGGCCUGGCUGCAGAUGUCUGAGCUCGAGGAUACCAUGCAGGGCCGCGACAUUCUCAGCCGGCAGAAGAAGUACGCCUUUGUGAGUCCGACUGCGGUGUGUCUGAGUCGGGUGCUGGUUGAUCUCGUGUUGGCGGCAGUGUUGACUGCGUUGUAUCUGGUGGUGGUGUACUUCCUGGCUGGGUUGAAGUUGGAUGCCGGCGCGUUCUGGAUCAACUUCCUGUUCAUCUACCUCUGCACCAUCUGUCUGACUGCGCUGUUCCGCCUGUUUGCCGCGUUCUCGCCCAACUUUGAGGUCGCGCUACGAUACUGCGGUGUGUCGGUGCUGUUCUGCAUUGUUCUCGGUGGUUACGUCUUGUCGAUUGACCGGCUCAUCAACGAUGUCCCGUGGGUUGGGUGGAUAGCCUAUCUCACCCCCGCGCUCUACACGUUCGAAUCAAUGAUGGCCGCCGAAUUCCACAACGUCGACUUCGCCUGUGCUCCAUCCUCCAUCGUCCCCUCUGGCCCCAACUACACCGACCUGGCAUACCAGACGUGCAACUACGCCGGCAGCCGGCUCGGCAGUGCCGUCGUCAACGGCGACGACUACCUGGCCGUGCAAUAUGGGUUCUCAUUCAGCCACGUGUGGCGCAACUUUGGCAUCCUGAUUCUGUUCACCGUCGUCUACGUCGCGGCGACAUGCUGGCUCAACGAGAUCAUGGAGUGGGAGGCCGACGGCGCCGGCGCGAUCCAGUACAAGAAGACGCGGCGGAGUCGUAAGCCCGCUCGCGAUGAAGAGAGCGGUCGUGUGCAGGCUGUCGCGGAGAGCACUACCGAGAAGGCGUCGGGGCUGACGGGCACCAAGUCUACGUUUACCUGGGACAACCUCGAGCUUGUCGUGCAGGUCGGCAAGGAGGAGCGCAAGCUGCUGAACGGUGUCUGCGGACACUGCCGGCCGGGCACGCUGACGGCGCUGGUGGGCGCGUCUGGCGCUGGGAAAUCGACCUUAUUGACGGCGCUCACGCAACGCCCGUCGUCCGGUAAACUCACCGGCACGAUGUACGUUGACGGGCAACCCAUCGACGCAUCCUUCAACCGCCGCAUCGGCUACUGCCAGCAGAUGGACAUCCACGACGACAGCAGCACGGUCCGCGAGGCGUUCGAGUUCUCCGCGCGCCUGCGCCAGAGCGCCAGCGUGCCGGACGCCGACAAGCUCGCAUACGUCGACACAGUCCUCGCCACCCUCGGCCUGGGUGACCUGCAGCACGCCAUCAUCGGCUCGCUCGACAUCGAGAAGAAGAAGCGCGUCACCAUCGGCGUCGAGCUCUGCGCGAAACCCGAGAUGCUGCUCUUUCUGGACGAGCCGACCAGCGGGCUAGACAGCCAGGGCGCGUCCAACAUCGUCGCGCUGCUGCGCCGGCUCGCCGACCAGGGCCUCGCCGUCCUCUGCACCAUCCACCAAGCCAACCAGGAGCAGUUCGAGGAGUUCGACCGCGUGCUGGCACUGAGCCCUGGCGGCAGCACGUACUACUUCGGCGAGGUCGGCCCGUCCGGCGCGGCCAUCUUCGACUACUUCCGGAAGUACGGGGCCGCCGCGGAGGACGUGACCAACGCCGCGGACUACCUGAUCGAGGUUGUGGUUGGGGGAAUGAAGAGCGAGAAGACGGUCGACUGGGCGGGCGUCUGGCGGGGGUCUGAGGAAGCAGCGCGAGUCAACGCGGAGAUUGCAGGAAUCCGCCAGACGCCUAGCGCCAACGCAUCGAGCACGGUGGCCAUGGCGCCCCUGCACCAGCAGAUCAUCCUCCUGACGCAGCGCACCCUGCGCCAGUACUGGCGCAACCCAGAGUACCCGUACUCGCGGCUCUACGGCGCGUUCCUGCACUCGCUGGUCAACGGCCUGAUGUACCUGCAGAUCGGCAACAGCGCGACAGACCUGCAGUCCAAGGCGUUCUCGUGCUUCCUGGUGCUGAUGCUGGUGCCGGAGUUUAUCAACGCGAUCUCCAUGCGGUUCAUCAUGAACCGCGACAUCUGGACGGCGCGCGAGGGGCCCAGCGGCGUGUACGGGUGGGUUGCGUUCUGCACCGCACAGAUCGUGGCCGAGAUCCCGUAUGCGGUCGUCGGCGCGGUCAUCUUCUACGUGAUCUACUAUUUUAUCGUCGGGCUGCCGCUGGGCUUUGCAGCGGGGUACAGUUUCCUGAUGUUCUUUCUGUUCUUUCUCUUCGCGACGUCGUGGGGACAGUGGAUCGCCGCUUUGAGUGCCGACUCCCUCGUCGCGGCAACCCUCAUGCCAUUCUUCAUCAUCAUGUGCGAGCUCUUCAACGGCAUCCUGCAGCCGCACCAGAACAUGCCCGUCUUCUGGAAAUACACCAUGUACUACAUGACGCCGUUCACGUACUGGAUCGGCGGCGUGCUGACCGCCGUGCUGCGCGGCAUGCCCGUCGUUUGCGACCCCGACGAGCUGACUGUCUUCGAGGCCCCGGAAAACACCACCUGCGGCGCGUACGCAGGCGCCUGGCUGCGCGCCAAGGGGGUGGGAUAUCUGGCGAACCCGGACGAGACGGGGACGUGCGGAUACUGCAAGUACAGCUUUGGGGAUGAUUAUCUGGCUGGGCUGGGAUUGGAUGGGUCGAAGAUUUGGCCGUAUUUUGGGAUUUUUGUGGGCUUUGUGGUGUCGAAUUAUCUUAUGGUGUAUGGGCUGGUGUAUGUGCGGAUGAAGUUUUUGUCGUGA
Molecule: messenger RNA, 4290 nt
Organism: Aspergillus terreus NIH2624
Lineage: Eukaryota; Fungi; Ascomycota; Eurotiomycetes; Eurotiales; Aspergillaceae
Product: putative ABC multidrug transporter
Exons: 6
Coding region: 1-4290 (1429 amino acids)
Biological process (GO): transmembrane transport
Cellular component (GO): membrane
Molecular function (GO): ATP hydrolysis activity; ATP binding; ABC-type transporter activity
Source: RefSeq, a predicted model, not a curated record